Molecule: messenger RNA, 4532 nt
Organism: Ceutorhynchus assimilis (cabbage seed weevil)
Lineage: Eukaryota; Metazoa; Arthropoda; Insecta; Coleoptera; Curculionidae
Source: the annotation of a GenBank genome assembly
AGGGGAAGACAUAACCUAACCAAUUUUUUCACGUCAACAAAAACUUUAAAAUUUCCCAUUUUUUAAUUUUUCAUUGUUUUUUUAAGCUCUAGAAAUGCGAAAUAUACACUAUUCAAUUACAUAAUAUUAAAUUAAAUUAAUAGAGCAACAAUUAGUUGAUAAGUUAUUAAUUACACAACAAAAUGACUAUGCACCAAUUGAUCUCACCAAUAAUCACCCUAAUACUACUAUGCGUCCAUGCAUCACAUCAAUUCUAUGUACCCGGAAUGGCUCCGACAGAUUUCCGCAAAGGUGACUUUAUAGAAGUAAAGGCUGUGAAAAUGACCAGUAUACACACGCAACUACCCUACGAGUAUUACUCGCUACCCUUUUGUUUACCCAAAGGGGGUGCCAGUGCGAUUCAUUACAAAAGCGAGAAUCUAGGUGAAGUGCUUAGAGGGGAUCGAAUUGUUAAUACACCUUACUUGGUUCAAAUGGCCAAGUCAACGCAAUGCUCCUUAUUGUGCCAUUCUCCCGAUAGUCCUAUGCAUUGGAGUGUUGGCGAGAGUCAGAUGGUCGUUGAUAGGAUUCAGCAUGAGUAUUUUGUGCAUUUGUUGGUUGAUAAUCUUCCAGCUGCAACCCCGAGAAAAAACGUGGAAACUGAAGAAGUCGAAUAUGAACAUGGCUACAGAUUAGGAAAUUCUGUAGGAGAUAGAAGUAUAAUCAAUAACCAUUUGAAAUUUAAAUUAUCGUACCAUCAACCAGAACCUGAUGUCUACCGUGUUGUUGGCUUCAGCCUCAGUGCCAGAUCUGUAUCGAUGGAAGACAUAAAAUUCGAUGGAAAAACUUGUAGUUUUGCCAACGACGCGAAACCGCAAGUGGUGGAUGCCAAUACUGGCACUAAACUAUUUUUCACUUACGAAAUCGAAUGGGAAGAAUCUAGUAUAAGUUGGGCAUCAAGAUGGGACACUUAUUUGGCCAUGACUGAUGCGGAAAUUCAUAUUUUCUCAAUUGUCAAUUCAAUUGUUGUUAUAUUCUUUUUAUCUGGGAUUUUGACAAUGAUUAUGGUUAAGACAUUGAAUAAGGACAUACAAAAAUACAACGCUGAUGAAUUCUAUGAUGAUGCUGUUGAGGAAACUGGCUGGAAAUUAGUUCACGGAGAUGUAUUUCGUCCGCCGAAAAAUUCUAGAUUGUUUGCUGCCUUUAUAGGAUCUGGGAUACAGAUUUUAUUAAUGGCAUUACCCACACUUUUUUUUGCCAUGUUAGGAGUUUUAUCUCCAGCGUCCAGAGGAGCUCUAACAAAUGCAGCUAUAAUAUUUUAUUUGAUCAAUGGAGCAGUUGCUGGAUAUUCGUCUGCCAGACUGUAUAAAACUAUGAAAGGGAGAGAAUGGAAAAAAGCUGCUUUUUUGACAGCGACUUUGUAUCCAGCAGUCUUGGCAGGUUCAUGUUUUUUGCUUAAUUUCUUCAUUUGGGGUAAAGCUAGCAGUGGUGCAGUACCAUUUUCAACGAUGAUUUCCAUACUAUUAAUGUGGGUCUUUAUUUGCUUGCCCUUAAUAUAUUUAGGAUAUUACUUUGGAUAUAGAAAACAGCCUUACCAGCAUCCAGUAAGGACCAAUCAGAUUCCAAGACAAGUUCCUGAACAGCAUUGGUAUAUGAACCCAAUUUUAUGUACAAUGAUUGCCGGAGUUCUUCCGUUUGGGGCAGUUUUUAUCGAAUUGUUCUUCAUAUUUACAGCAAUUUGGCAAAAUCAAUUCUAUUAUCUAUUUGGAUUUUUGUUUGUGGUCUUUAUAAUACUUGUGAUAUCUUGCUCACAAAUUUCCAUUGUGAUGGUGUAUUUCCAGCUUUGUGGAGAGGAUUACCAUUGGUGGUGGCGCAGUUUUAUGGUCUCGGGAGGAUCGGCCUUCUACAUCCUAGCCUAUUCCUUCUAUUAUUUCAUGACCAAACUUGAAAUAACCGAAUUCAUUCCAACCCUCUUGUAUAUCGGUUAUACAGGGCUGAUGGUGUUUACUUUCUGGUUGCUCACUGGGACCAUUGGGUUUUAUGCAGCGUACGCCUUUGUUAGAAAAAUCUAUGCCGCUGUGAAAAUUGAUUAGAGACUUUUUUGUUGAUGAGGAACUUGUAGGAGAUAAUGAAAUAUUUUUUUACCUGUUUUGAUCUUAGCUUUGAAAUAGUUUUUCUGAGCUUGAAACAGCUAGAAAUGUCUUUCAUUGCUUCUCCACUUAAGCUUAAAUUAGGACAAUGGGGAUUUCGGUUUCCGUAUUGACUAACCCAACUUGUGAGAAACUAUGGGUGAAUUCUCAAUAAUAGUUUCUAAGAUAUCUUUGAAAAAUGGACAUUUUAAUUCACCUUGUUUUUGUGGAUAGAGAUUUCAGUCAAUUCUUACUGCCUUUUUCUUACAUUUAGUGUAUCCUGAGAGAAUUUACAAGCAACAUAAAUAAAUUGUAACGCUCAUAUUAAGGUUACAAAAUCAAUGAUUAUUAUAAACAUUAAUUUUGCAAAUCUUUGUACAUAUACAUAUUAUACCAAUUAUUAAUUUAUGUAUAUUAGUUAAGAACUUUUAAUUAUUGAAACAAAAACAUCAUAAUACAGUAGAACCACGGUUAUCCGAGGUAACGUGGGGGGGUACCCACAUCGGACAACUAUAUUCUAGAAAGUCAGUUAAUAUGGAGUAAGGACGUGCAUACCUCGGAUAAUCAGGAUUUUUGGGUUUCGAGACUGGCUCGGUUAAUCUAGAGUUGGGAUAGUCGGGGUUCUACUGUACUUUAUUUGAACAGAUCUGGCACAGCACCAUAUAGAAAAUGUUUGCCAAAAACAUAUUUGUCAAAUAAAUUUUAGGCUAUUUUGUAUAUAAUAUUCCCAAAAAAUUAGUUUUUAAGAUAAUAAUUAAUUAUGUGGUAUAGUUUGUUCCAUGAUUUUGUGGUCAGAUUCUUCACCAAUUAUUACGUCUCGUCAUCUAAAUAAUUUUAUUCUGUUUUGGUUUCCAAGCACAAUUUCAUGAAUUAAUUAUUUGAUGCAGAAACUGACCCUGACAAUUUAGUUUGUGAAAUAAAUGGAUAUUUUUUGUUUGUUUUAUUUUAGUGUAGUGAAGAAUUAUAUAUUUUGUUUUUUUUUUAAUUUUUUUUUGUAUAUUAUUUAUUCAUCCCUCCUUCUGUUCCCCUCUGUUAUUCUAUCCUGUCCUGGUUUUUGACACAUAUGCACAGUAGAACUUCUCCCAUAGAAUAACAUGCCCUUCUCAAAAGUGAAUGUUUCUUUAACCUAUCAAAGUUAUUUGUAUUUGUAAUAACUAUUUCUGACAAGUUGGAACAGUACAUGCAAAAAAAAGGCAAAAGGAAGAAUCUAAGUUUUUUGGGACUCGGUUGUUUAAUUUAAAAAAAAUCACAUAUCACAAAAACUAUUAAAUUAAAAUAAACGAACUAAUCUAUUUUGGUUUUAUCAGCAUUUUUGCUUCCUAGUUGCUUUCUUAUUUGAAUCAACGACAUAAUAACUGGAAUCAUCACUGGUAAAAAUAAUGGAAUGUAGAUUGCAUAUCUAAAAAGUUUUUAGUAAAUUCAAAAAAUCAAACCAACAAAAUUACUUACUUCUGAUCAUCUGGGAAGUACAGCAAAGCAAGUAAGGAAGGAUCUCCGAAAGCUUCUUCAGAAUUUUUAAAAGCUAAUUUAGCAUGAUCCAAAGCCUCUUUUCCAUGGCCCAUUGCUAGUGCCUUUUCAGCUUUUCCCACACUUUCCAGGGCUAAUUUAAUUUUAUCAGCUACCUUGUCGCUUAUGACAAUACUAUUGAUUUCAGACAACAAUUGAGCCAAAGACUUCAAAGUUCUUUUAGACGAUUCAAGCAUUUCUUCAAUCUUAUUUAAAGUAAAUUCUUUCAAAUUCCCAACUUUAAACAAUUCUUUUAGAAUUUCUUGAAAUGUUGAAGCAAUUAGUAAUGAAUCAGCUUUGAAACUACCUAAUUUACAAGCGUUUUUAUCAGGAUUCAUAAGAUAUAUCCCGCCCCAUCUAGGACUUAUAAAAGUGUUAGUCGAAGUCAUUUGAUUUUGGGAAUUGUAAAUAUACAAAGGAGCUUGACAAUGGGGGAAAUAUACAACCAAAUGAAUGCUUGGUCUUGGAGAAACGUGAGACCAAAGUUUGGUUUCCAAAGGCGUUAUUACGUGUGGUAAUUGGUUUUCUAACAAAGCAAAAUGGUCCAUAACUUUCCUGGGUUUAGCACCGAGUUCUGUUAAAUACAACCAUUGGGAUUUCACAAUGAAAUCAGUCACUAGGGAUAUUUUUUUCAAGAAGUGUUGCAAAUAAUGGUCAAUUUCUCGGGCAUUAGCUUGGAUGUUUAUUGUUUGUGGAUCCGGAUGGAUGAAACUUAUUAGGAUGUCAUAAUCGAGGCUUAGGGGGAGACCAAAAUCACUAGAGUUUUUUGAUUUUAGCUGGAGGCUGUUAAUUUCGUCUAGGGGCAGCGAUGCUCUAUAGACUCUAGUUGUGUACCACCAAAUUGGCACUCCUAGAAGGACUAGUACUAUAAAAUAUGAUAGUAUGCUUAGGGUACGGAAAUUGGCAUCUGAUGCAUCU